AUGGCGUCAAAUUUGCCGGGCAGUGAAACGCCUGACGGACGGCCCUCCAAACGGCGCCGUGUAGCCAUCGCCUGUGAUGCAUGCCGAACCCGCAAAUCCCGAUGUGACGGCAAGCGGCCAAGCUGCUCGUUAUGUCAGGAUUUGGGGUUUGAUUGUGUUUACACACCGCCACCAACGGCCGCUAAUGUCAUCGUGCAGAAGGACUAUCUGCAUGGACUUGAAGAUAGGGUCAAAAGGCUUGAACAGUCGCUUGGGGCUGUUAGGGGUGAUUUGGACGGGUUGGUGAAAAGAGUUGUUCAUGGGCCCGAAAAGGACAGGGAGCCCGCUAUUCCCGGUCAAAAUACUGAGGAGAGUCGGGAUGAGACGAGUUUUGCUGCACCGAUGUCUGGUUUGAUUGGGACGGAGGAUUCAGUCGAUGGUAUGGGUGCGGUAAUUUUCGCUGACGAGGAGGAUUCUGGGUUCUUUGGCCCUUCUUCAAAUAUUGCAUUUCUUCGACAUUUGUCGAGCGCUAUUGUCCAACCAGGCUAUUUUCCGUCACCUGGCGCCGCUGAAGGUGGCUUCGUGAAUGCAUCGAGGCCAUCAUCGCCACUACGCCAGGCAGGUCAGGAUCGGCGAAUACAAGUCAAUAUUUUUGCUUUACCGCCACAGGCAGACGCUUUGGAGCUCAUCGAACGAUAUUUCUCUAACACGGGCUUACUAUUUCCUUACAUAUACCCACCCGUCUUCCUAGACACAUAUCACCAGAUGGCAACGGAGAACUUCAGUCGGGUACGGAGAACUUGGCUUGGUUUGUUGAACAUGGUGCUGGCUAUGGCUACUAUCACUGCGAUCCCUGGAAGUGCAAGUGCAGAUGCUCGGAUCAAAGAAUCCGACGUCUUUUAUCAGCGUGGCCUUGGAUUGUGCGGGAGUGAAAUCUUGCGAGGGACAACCCUAGAAGUAGUACAAUAUCUGCUUCUGAUGGGUCAAUACCUACAAGGCACCCAAAAGUCAAUACAAGCAUGGACCGUCCAUGGAUUAGCCGUCAAGGCCGCUCUCCAGCUUGGAUUACAUUCGCGACAUGCGUCUAAAGUAUUUUCACCGAUUGAGCAGGAAAUGCGAAAGCGGACUUGGUUCGGUUGUGUGGUUUUAGACCGAACCCUGAGCAUGACGUUUGGUAGACCAGCAGCCAUUCCAGAUAGCUACGUCAAACUUGAGCUUCCCACGAAACGGAAACUUGAGAAUUCACCAGGACUUGUUGAUGACGAGACGGCGGCCUUGAGCGUUGCGUUUUUUAACUCGACAAUUGGACUCUAUAAGCAACUUUGGAACGUCCUAGAGCUUCUCUAUGGCCAAAAUAUUGGCUGUGAUGAUCCAUUGCCAGUGAGCGAAAAUGUGGCCCAUAUCUUCAGCCUGGAACAGCAUCUUUUCUCAUGGGAACGGUCGCUUGCCCAUCCGUUACGACUUGUAUCGUCAGCUAGUAUUGAAAAUUUGCCCCGUGAUCAAACGUCGUCCAACUCACAAUAUCUCUCGUUGAAGUUUCAAGUCAUUCUGACCUUGAGAUAUCUCAAUCUUCGAGUCCUGCUCCAUCGCCCAAUACUGGUCAAGUUCAUCACCGCAAGUAGGUCCCCUGAUCGCGAUCCUCAAGAUAUGAGAUUGCUGCAGCAGAUCGGUAUGAAUAGCCUGCAGAUAUGCGCAGAUUCUGCAAUGGAGAUCAUUGAUAUUGUACAUCGCGUGGUAUCAGAACCUGGAUGGAAGCGCAGCCUCUUAGGGGCCUGGUGGUUCUCAUUGUACUACACUUUUAAUGCGGCACUGGUCCUCAUCGGAGUGGGCUGGGUCUACCGCGAUACCACCCUAACAAGUUCCACGAUGACAAAUCAAGCAAGCAAAGUCGGACAAUAUCCCGGCCGUGCAGUAGCAGCACUUUCGAGGCUCGACGACGGCAAUCGACUGAUCGACCGAUGCCGGUAUUACUUGGAACAACUCAGCAAGGUCUUGAACGAUUCUGAAACGAACCUAGAUGCAUCGACUACAGCCCUUCCUGCUCUUCAUUGUACUCGAACAGGUCUCAUAAGGGACGACUUCAGUCUCUCGCCCUUUGGUAUGGAACUCGGCGAGUUCAUGAUGGAUGGGGAUCUUGUCACGAUGAUGGAUCGUCAGGGACUUCUUCCUGUAGAUCCUGAUUCAGCCUUUACUACUUGA
Messenger RNA from Penicillium coprophilum, 2178 nucleotides. Its product is annotated as putative C6 transcription factor. Gene Ontology annotation, molecular function: zinc ion binding; DNA-binding transcription factor activity, RNA polymerase II-specific; RNA polymerase II cis-regulatory region sequence-specific DNA binding. Bases 1 to 2178 code for a protein of 725 amino acids. Lineage: Eukaryota; Fungi; Ascomycota; Eurotiomycetes; Eurotiales; Aspergillaceae. The record is from RefSeq and is a predicted model, not a curated record. The transcript is spliced from 7 exons. Gene Ontology annotation, biological process: positive regulation of transcription from RNA polymerase II promoter by galactose; DNA-templated transcription. Gene Ontology annotation, cellular component: nucleus.